AAAACUUUCUUUCUCUACUUUUCUCAGGAAAAAAGUGCAAUUCCAUCUUCAUUGGACAAUGGCAAGGCCUGGUAACAAGAUCAUUCAACCCAAGCUGGUGCUUCUAGGAGACAUGGGAACCGGCAAAACCAGCUUGGUAUUAAGAUUUGUAAAAGGCCAGUUUUUGGAUCACCAGGAACCAACAAUUGGAGCAGCCUUUUUCACUCAGGUUUUAUCAUUAAGUGAAGCGACUGUAAAGUUUGACAUUUGGGAUACAGCAGGACAAGAAAGAUACCACAGCUUAGCUCCCAUGUAUUAUCGAGGUGCCACAGCAGCCGUCAUCGUUUACGACAUCUCGAGCUUGGAUACCUUUGCAAGAGCAAAGAAAUGGGUUCAAGAACUGAAAAAACAAGGAAAUCCAAAUUUAGUGAUGGCUCUGGUGGGAAACAAGUCGGACUUGGACUCAAAGAGGGAGGUUCAAGUUCAGGAUGCAGAAGAAUUUGCACAAGAGAAUGGGAUGUUUUUCAUGGAAACAUCUGCAAAAACUGCACAUAAUGUCAAUGAGCUCUUUUAUGAAAUAGCAAAGAAGUUGGCCGGAGCUUGUUCUUCCAAGUCAUCAGGGGUAAAUCUAAACAAUGAAACACAGGAAAGGAGAGGAAAGCUAUUUUUGUUGCAUAGGCUGAAAGUGAAACGACAUCGAGAUUUCCGAUCUUUACUUCCAGAUAACUGAUUCUGAGUUACUUCAAUAACUAAAUA
Messenger RNA from Hibiscus syriacus, 735 nucleotides. RefSeq names its product ras-related protein RHN1-like. NCBI's taxonomy places the organism in Eukaryota, Viridiplantae, Streptophyta, Magnoliopsida, Malvales, Malvaceae. The transcript has 7 exons. The record is from RefSeq and is a predicted model, not a curated record. The coding region runs from base 59 to 709 and encodes 216 amino acids. Gene Ontology annotation, molecular function: GTP binding; GTPase activity.